Priapulus caudatus is the source of this 3278-nucleotide messenger RNA. Its product is annotated as proline dehydrogenase 1, mitochondrial-like. Gene Ontology annotation, molecular function: proline dehydrogenase activity; calcium ion binding; FAD binding. The transcript has 13 exons. NCBI's taxonomy places the organism in Eukaryota, Metazoa, Priapulida, Priapulimorpha, Priapulimorphida, Priapulidae. The record is from RefSeq and is a predicted model, not a curated record. Gene Ontology annotation, cellular component: mitochondrion. Bases 30 to 1940 code for a protein of 636 amino acids.
CGCGCGGCGACUCGCAGGAGUAUGUCAACAUGGCGUUGCGAGAUGCGUUACGGAUAUCGACUAGCCUUCGUGUAUUUCUUCUACUCCGCCGAAAAUCGUUCACUCGCUUGUUGCUAAAUCAUAAAAUCGAUAGGGCAUUAAGUCGAAGCGUACCCGCCGCUAGUUUGCUGCAAGGAAAACCUCAAGCUCGCAAAGACAUCACCAUAUUAGGUGCUAACGCAAAGAGCGCGCAUACUUCGCUUUCGUUUGAAGAUCACACCGAGGCUUAUCGCAGUAAGUCAACAUGGGAGAUUCUCCGAGCGCUUGUCGUCUUCAGGAUGUGUUGUUAUGAUUACUUGGUCGACAAUAAUGCACAGCUGAUGAAGCUGGGCAGGUGGAUAUUUGGUAAGCGGCUGUUCGAGUUGGGUCUCCGAAUGACCAUGUAUGGUCACUUUGUCGCUGGAGUGGAUCAGGAUGAGAUCAAGCCGGUGUUGAGCAAGAUGAGACAGUACGGGGUAAAGUCGAUCAUGGACUACAGCGCGGAGGAGGAUCUAUCGGCAGAGGAAGCUCAGACGGCCGAGAUAGAAGGUAUUUUGCCGAAUGCGGAUCAAAAAGAAUCCACUUUCUACACGGAGAGAUACGCGGCACAUCCCGAGCUGGGAGACAGACGAGAGAACGUGAUCAGUGCGAGAACGUACUUCUAUCUCAACGAGGCGCAGUGCGAGAAGAACACUGAGAUCAUUCUCAAUUGCAUCGAUGCAGUGUCGGGUGCGACGAGUGGGACCGGCUUCGCCGCUGUCAAGGUCACGGCGCUGUGCCGGCCGCAUCUGCUCAUGCAGCUCUCGCAGAUUGUUGUUCGCAUGCGCGAGUUUUUCAGACUGCUCACGGGCGACAAGUCGUACAACAUCUUCCAGGAAAAUGUCCCGCGAAUAAAGAGGCAGCAGUUCACCGACAAGAUGAAGGAGUUGGGAAUCCCCAUCACUGAAGAGAAGUGCAAUGAGUUCUUCACGAUGAUGGAUGUUGAUCAGAAUGGUGAGAUAGGUUUGUUUGAGUGGGAGCGAUUGCUCAAGCUCAAGGUCAAGAUGUCCCAAUACUUUAUGCUGCCGAAUGCUGAGACAGGUAAGCUGGAGCCCAUCAUCGCGCCUCUGUCAGAUGACGAGGAGGAGGCUUUCAUCAACAUGAUGCGCAGAUUGAAUCUCAUCGUCGAGAGAGCGAGGGAGCGUGAUGUGCGCGUCAUGAUAGACGCAGAGCAGUCGUACUUCCAGCCGGCGAUCAAUCGACUUUGCAUUGAGAUGAUGCGCAAGUUCAAUACCGACAAGUCUGUGAUAUUCAACACGUAUCAAUGCUACCUGAAGGGUGCAUACGACAGUAUAAAGAUGGAUCUUGAUUUCGCCAAGCGUUCCAACUUCUACUUUGGAGCAAAGAUUGUGCGCGGUGCCUACAUGGAGCAGGAGCGCGCGAGGGCGCAGUCGCUCGGCUACGUCGACCCGAUCAACGCCACCUAUGAGGCGACGAACGCGAUGUACGAGCGCGUUGUCGACACGUGCAUGCAGCAUGUGCGCGGCCGCGGCUUCCAGCAGGUGGCAAUCAUGAUGGCAACGCACAACGAGAACACCGUGCGCAUGGCCAUACAGAAGAUGCAGGAAUAUGGCAUUGGUCCCCAGGACAAGGUCAUCUGCUUUGGGCAACUACUAGGCAUGUGUGAUCAGGUCAGCUUUAGCUUAGGUCAAGCCGGCUACUCUGUGUACAAGUACGUGCCUUACGGUCCCAUAGAGAAAGUGCUUCCGUACCUCGCGCGGCGAGCGCAGGAAAACAAGAGUCUGCUCAAGGGCGCCGUCAAAGAGCGGCGCAUGCUCUGGUUGGAGCUGAAGCGACGGUUGCGCCACCUGGAGAUAAGUGCACGGCCUCCGCUCGCGCUACCGGCAGCGCCCCCUGUGUCACAGGCGACGCCGACGCACUAGCGAUGUGUGCGGGGGUGUCGCGUGAAAUAGUUGAUGCGUGUCUCUUUUAUGCAUUUCGUUAGGGGGGGGGGGAGAUUUCCUCUGUUUACUUGCAGAGACAAAUGGAGACUAGAUUCCCUCUCCUCCUUAGCUGUAUAGUAUUCUCUAACACUCCUGUCCACAGGCACUUGAAGCGUUUCAAUAAAAUAUAAUACGAAAUCUAUUUACUACCAAAUUAUUAAUGUUUCUAUACUCUCUUUCACCUAUUAUUGCCGACAGUUUUGUGUAAAUUCCGUCCAAAUCCUUUAUGUGCAACACACGCUACCGGCCGCAAUUCCUCACGCUGCACACUGACACUUAAAUAUAUAGUUUAUAUAUAUACAAGAAUUUGGUAGUAAAUAGAUUUCGUAUUUAUUUAGCAUUAUAUUUUAUUGAAACGCUCCAGUGCCUCUGCUCCUGUCCUUCCAUGUACUGUGCAACUACUACUGAAGCUUGCUCAAGCGAUGGCAACCGUAUUGUUAGUGUAAAUAGACGUGUUCGGGUUGGAGUGGUGCAUAUUUUAUUCGUAUCGUUGGUUAUUUCGCAAUCGUUGCGGAUAUCAUAAUAUCCGGUAGUUUAUUAGUAGUGCUGUAUCAGGAAGUGUUGCAAAGAUGCUUUCCCUUGCACAACCCUGUUAAAAUAGUUGUGACUAACUAGCUUAUUGCAUAUAUGUAAAAUAUUUGCGAUGUUUAGCCUUUGUUUAGUUGUUUAUGUGCCAUAGUUUAGUAUGGUAUGGAGCUAUAGUUAGAAAUCAUUUUUACUAGCUAAUAGGCGAGUAGAAGGUUAGGCAUGAGAGUAGGUCACGUAUGUCGUGACAAAGAGGGAAAUAAACUCAAUGUUACCAUACUUCAUAAAGAAUCUCGCAGCUAUCUGAUAUAAUCAUAAUCGGAAUAUAUUGUAUAUGUAUAUAAUAUAUAUAUAUAUAUAUAUAUAUAUAUAUAUAUAUAUAUUUAUACAUGUACAAUAUAUUCAAUUUAUGACUAUAGGAUGUAGACAUACAUAAUAACACACUAUGUAUGCUUAUAUUUGAAUAUUGUGCAACAAGGAGACCUUGGCAUUAAUAUAAUAGUUUGGCUCAUAGAUUAUAGCAUUAUAGGAUAGAAAUAGAAAUCAUUAAAAGAAAAAUAUAUAGUGGAAGCGGGAAUAAGCGUGAAUGAGAGAGAAAAGAAAGGCAGAUAGAGAGGGGGAGAGGUACAUCAAUUAAUUGCUUACAAUAACGAGGUUUAAUGUAAACAAGCAAUAACAUAAUUGGUUUUAGUAAUUAUGUAAAAUAGUAAGCUACUCUUGGAAAGAAAUAAACUAAAUAAAUAAUAAUAAUAA